AUGAUUUAAUCAACAGAAUUACUCUUAUGUCUGACUAUUAUGUUAAGUUCAACAAUGUUCUGUAAUUAUUACCCUAUGGAUGCUAAGGCUUGUAUUUCAAAGACUGAUGGGAUCUAGUGUAUAUAUAAUUUGCAAUGAUAAGGUUAUUUUAAUGAAUUUGAGAAUGCCUGUCUACCAACAAGAGAGACUAGCCAUGGAUGUAUAAAUACAUUGAAUAAAUUAUCAUGUUUGAAUCAACUUACAUAAAAUGAUGGCACUGAAGCUACAUGUAUUUAUAUAAAUAUAUAUUUGAUAGGCAUAUUCACAAAUAGAUGUUAAAAAGCAAAGAAGUAACAUUUCAAAAAUCUUGGUUGUGCAUUAAAUUAUUCAUAAUAUGCUUGUAUGAAUGCAUAAAAGAGUGAUUGUAUUUGGAAUGAUAAAUGUGAAUAAUUUUUAGAUUAGAUAUCUUAAGAAGAUGAAUGUUCAAAAGUAUUCAAAAAUAGAUCUGUAACACCAUCUUUGUGUUAGAAGAUCCAGAAUAUAAGAUGUAUGAGUAAUGGUUUUUAUGGUUAAUAUAAAUGUGUUUAAAUAACAGAAUAAAUGCUUAUGAGUAUGGAAUGUUCAUAAUUAGGAUUAAAUGAAUAAGGAUGUAUUGAAAUUAUAACUAUAGAUUAAGCAUGUAUAUUUAUAUAAAUUAUAUAGGUAUAUUUGAGAACAAUUAAUGUAAAUAGAUUGAAAAUGCUUAAAAUUGUAAUUUAAAAUUAAAUAGAUUAGGAUGUUUAACAAUUAUGAAUCCUAAUAUCAAAUGUUAAUGGAAAAACAAUAAAUGUUUAGAUAUGACUGAAAUCACUUUAUAAUGUGAUUAAAUUUAUGAUGUCAACCCUAGUGUCUGUUAAAGUUUUAAAGGAAUUUGUUAAUAUGACAAAAUCAAAAAGAAAUGUAGACUACCAACAAAUACUGAAUUAUAACAUCUCAAAUGCAAUACUGAUGGAUUAACUAAAUAAGCAUGUCUUCAAAUUAAGAAUCAAUAUUGUACAUUCUUUAGAGGAAUAUGUGAAGAACUUAGUUAAAUUGAUUUAUAGUAAUUUUAAUGUAAGAUGGAAUUGAAUGAAGAUGCUUGUAUUAAUAUUACAACACAAUUUUAAUAUUGUUAAUGGGAUGGAUUAUAAUGCAAAAGAAUUUCAAUAAAUUAAUAGACUGAUUGUCCACUUUUAAUUAAUAAUCAUUUAACUAAAUUUAAUGGAAAUGUUUGUUAAUCUAUUACAAAACCGAAUGUAUAAUGUAAAUAUAAUGCUGAAAGACAUUUGUGUGAAAUAAGUAAUUAAUUAGAUUCUUGUAAUACACCUUAUUUAAAUUUAUAAGGAUGUUUGAAUUUGAUAUAAAUUGGAAUUACUUGCUAAUGGUCUAAUGAGAAAUGUAUUAAUAUAAAGAUUAUAAAUAAUAAAACAACUUGUAAUAGUCUUAAGUUUGUAAAUCCAAUAGCAUGUUCUCAAGUAUUUGAAUCUAAUAGUUUGGGUUGUUAUUUUGAUUCUAUAUUAAUGUAAUGUAAGAGCAUUAAUAUACAGAAUUCAAACAAUGAAGAAAAAGAAUUUUUAUAUAAUACUGAUUGUUCUAAUCCAUUAUUUGGUUUAAAUAAAGUUGCAUGUGCUUCAAUUAUGAAACCUGGAUAGAUAUGUAGAUGGACUUAAAAUCAAUGUAGUUAAAUUAAGUCUAAAGAAUAAAUAUCUUAAGUUUAAUGUAUUUCACUUUAGUAUGUAAAUUAAUAAGUUUGUGCCUUAGUUGAAUUUAUGAAAGAACCAUGUAGAUAUUCUCAACAAGAAUUAGGAUGUGUUAAUUCUAUUGUUAAUGGAAUGUAAUGUGAAGAAAUAGGAUUAAAUACUUAUGCAUGUGCUAUUGCCUCUAAAAAUUGUUAUUUUGAUACUGAAGCUAAUUAAUGUAAAAGAUUAAUUGAUACAUAAAAAUCAUUGUUAUCAAUCAUUAAAUGUGAUUAAAAUUCUCCUACAAUUGGAUUAUGUUCAGCUAUUACUACUUAUAAUCAAUUAUGUACUUGGUCUUAUAGAGCUAACAAAUGCUAAAGUAUAGAUAUACCAUAUAAUUCAAAAUGUUUAGAUUUUUCUGGUAAAAAUGUAAUUGUAAAUAUAAAUGUAUGUGCAUCAAUAGAGCAUGAAUUUCCUGAGUAUGAUUAUACAAAGGGUGAAAUUAAUAAAUAAGAUUUGAAUAGAGGAUUGUGUAAAUUUAAUAUAAAAAAAGGAGUAUGUGAAAAAUUGAAUUAAUUUUGUACAACUCCAUGUUGCACUGAAAAUGAUAAAAUUGGAAUCAAUGCACAUUCUUGUAGUAGAUAUUCAAAUCCAUCUUUCUUUUGUUAUUUUAGUCAUAAUUUAAGAUGUACUCAAUUAACAAACAAGUAAAUAAGUAUUAUAAAUGAUGAAACAGCUGCAGCCUAUUAUAAUUAUAAUAAAUUUAAAUGUUCAUAAAUGACAGUUAAAUCUUGCAGUCGAAUAAAUUGGUCAACUAAAUAAAGAUGUUAUAAUAAUGGAAGACUUUGUUUGAAUGUUAAUUUUAAUAAUUAUUUAUAAUUUGAUUAGUUUCUUAUUGCCAAUGCUGUAAAUGAAUAUGCCUGUUUAGCAAUAGAAGCAAUAAUAAAUGAAAAUAAUAAUAAGAAAUAUUUUUAAUAUGAUAAAUCUAUAAGAAAAUGUAAUUCAGUCACUCCUAAUUAUAGUAAUAGUUGUUAAAUACCUGGAAAUAGAAAUAUAUGUUUGACAUUUACUAAAGAAAAGUAUUGUAAAUGGAAUGUUCUCACUUUGAAAUGUGAAGAUAUGACUGAUGAUGAAUUUGAUUAAAUUAUUAGUUGUAAUUCUAAUUAAAAUGUCAAAGCUUGUAUAGAAAAUAAUAAUCUAGCUUGUCAAUUCUUUGAAAAAUCUGAUAGCUGUAUAGAUACAUAUCCAAAUGAAGAUUGUCUAUUAUAUGAUGGAACUUUAGGUAAAGUGAGUAAAAAAGUAUGUACUUAAAUAAUUAAAGAUGGUCAAAUGUGUAAAUUUUAAGAUAAUAAAUGUAUUUAAUUUAAUGAUUCUAUUACAAAUGGAUGUGAACACGAUGGAAUCAAUUCUUUAGCAUGUUAUAAUUUAACUACUUUAGAAUGUAGAUGGGAUGUAACCACUUAAACAUGUUAUCAAAAUUAUUCUAAGAUUGAUGAUUUAAGAUGUGAAGAUAAUUUAAAUAAAAUAUUAUGCAUUAAAGUAACCAAAGAACCUUGUAUUUGGGAUAAUCAAAGAUUUAAAUGUCUAAAAUUAAUUUAGACCUCUUAAAUAUUCUUUUCUUCAUUAAAUUAAAAUAACUAAUAUAAUGAAUUAACUUGCCAUCUUAUUUAAAAUUCAUAUGAAUAUUAAGUACCAAAAUGUGUAUUAAUUACAGAAAAAAACAACAAUUGUAGUAAAUAAUAUAUUAAUAAAUAUGCUUGUCUCUAUAAUACUUAAGGAUAUCAUUGUUAUUAUGAUCCAAAUGAAAUCAUCUUGAAUCUAAGAUGCAAAUAAUUCAUAGGUGAAUAAACAUAAUGUACAACAACUAUUCUUAUAAAUAUAUAAAUCUGCAUGGAAAUACCAAAAUCAUGUUAUUUUGAUAGUGUUAAAUAAAUAUGCACACCUGUUGAUAUUGAUGAAUAAGUACUAUGUUCAGAUUUAAUGAAUGAUUAGACACGUAAUUAUAAUUAUUUAUCAUGUGCAUCAAUAUCUGAGAAUUUAACUUAAACUUAUGGACCUAAUUAAUGUUAUGAAAAUAAAAAUUAAGUGUAAACAUGCAACUAUGAAAAAUAUUGUUUUUGGAAUUCUAGUACUUAUAAUUGUUAAAUUAAAUAACUACACUCAUUGAAAUGGGUACCAAAAUAAGAAGGUUGCUCUUCUGAUGAUCCAGAUUGCAAAGACAAAUGUUCUGGAAAUAUUAAAGAAUAUGUUAAUGAAUGCUCAUAUAGAUAUUCAAAAGCAUUGUGUUUAGAAAUGAAUUAAAAAUAGUGCUUUUUUGAUAUUAAUUAAGGUGGAUGUAAUGAGAUUCAAAAAAAUGAAAUCUAUAUAGGAGAUUGUGAUAAUCUCUAUCAAUAUACUGAAAAUGAUACUACAUUUAAUAAUUGUAAUAAAUCAAUGAAUUAAAAUGCUAUUUGUGUUUCUGAAUUAGGAUAAGAUAACCCAUAAGGUUGUUAAAGUUUCAAAAGAACAAUAUUUAAAUGUGUUUAAUUAGAGAUUUCAAAUGAUAAUAUUUGUGAUACUUCUACAAGUUCUCCAUCUCCUGGAUUAUGUUCAAUUGCUACCACAUUUUGUAGAUUUGAUAAAGAAAACUAAAAAUGUACAAGUAAUUAAUCAUGUGAUUGUGAUGGAUCUUUUAGUUAAUCUAUGUGUGAGAGUUGCAAUUGCAAUUUUGAAUAACUUGGAUAUUGUCAAAGUAAAGAUAUUAUGAUAAAUGCACCUAAAAUAACUACAAUAGAAAUUACAAUUGAAAGUAUAUCUUAAAUUGAAAUAAAAACUAAUAAAUACUAUUUAUGUAAUUAAGUGAAUUUAUUAAAAACAUCUCAACCUGAAAUACUAUGUAGUAAUGUUGAAUAAUCCUGUAUGUACAAUGAUACUUGUAUUGAUGUUACUGGAUAUUAGUGCAAUGAAUUAAUGAAUAAUAUAGUAUCAUCUAAAGCAUGUACUUAAUGUAAAGGAGAUAAAAUGUAUUAUGAUUCAGAUCAUUUUUGUAAAAUUCUCAAUCCUUAGAAUACUCCAAAUUUAGAUUCCUUAAAUCAAGCAUCAUGUGUAUCAUCUCAUUUUGAUAAACCUUUAUAAUGGGAUCAAUCAAAAUGUAAAGAAGUAAGUGAUAUUAUUACUUUAUCUGAUUGUUCAUUAUACAAUCCUAAGGCUUGUAAGGAUAUAUAAUAAUGUUGGAUUCAUCCAGAAACUAAUUUAUGUACUAUAUUUAAUGAGAAUAUUGGAAAUUGUGAAUAACAAUAUACAUAAGAAUAUUGUCUACUAUCUAAUAAGGAGAUGUGUUAUUGGAAUCAAGAUGAUAAAGUAUGUAGAAAAGCUUAAGAAAAAUAAAGUAAUUAUGUUUGUGAAGAUGCAAAUAAGUUUGGAUGUUUAAAUCUUGAAAAUUAAUUGUGUGUUUGGUCAAAUACAUAAAAAUGUUAAUCAAUUAAAUAAAUAGAUUUAUCAGUUUAAAGUUGUACUGAUUUUUUAACAUAAAAAUAUGAUUUUUAUAAUGGUUCAAUAUGUACUCUAUUAGUAGUACCUAUAGAUGUUAAAGAUAAAAGUUGUUUCAGAGAUUCAAAUUAUUAAUGUAGAUCUUCUAUUAUAACUGAUAAAUUAUAAUGUGAUACAUCAGGUUUAAAUGAAUAUAGUUGUAUCAAUUCAACAAUAGGAAAAUGUAAAUUCUCAAAUUCAAUAUGUUCAUAUGAAAACAGUUAGAUUCUUGAUUGUGAAUAAGAUGAUAUAUUACUUAAUUUAAAUAGUUGUUUAAAUUAAAAAAAGACCUGCAAAUUUGAAGCAGGUAAAUGUUAAACUUAUGAAGUCAAUAGAUUGGAAGAUAUUGAGGUUGAUAAUAUAUUGUAUUCAAUUUCUGUUUGUUCUUAAUUGGAUUCUUUACCAACAACACCAAGUUUUAUAUACAAUUCAAAGACUAAAAGAUGUAUAAAUAUUCAGAAUAGAUCACCUUAUAUACAUGAUUGUAAUCUUUUAGGUAUGAACAAAAAUGCAUGUCUCUAAAAGACUAAAGUAUUUUGUAGAUACACUUAAUAAUAAUGUCAAAGUAUUUCAUUUUAAGAAUUAAGUACAAUAAAUUCAUGUGAUUAAACACUCAAUUAGUUCUCUUGCAUAUCUUUAUCAAUUUUGUGUAAAUAUCAAGAUGGGAAAUGUUAGAAUUUAGAUUCUACUGAAAAUUGUCAAUUUUUAUCAACAAAUAAUACUAAAAUCAAGGCAAGUAUUUGUUCUAAAUAGACUGAUUAAGUAUGCUUUUAUGAUUAAAAUAGAAAUUAAUGUUAAACUACAUAGGCAAUUAAUUUAACAUGUUCUACAGAGGGAUUAAAUUAAAAGGGUUGUUUAUUUAAUACUAAAGGAUUGUUUUGUAAAUUUGAUAAUGGUUAAUGUUAAGAUAUUCUUGAAGAGGCUAAUUGUGAUGAAUUAAUCAAUGAAGAUAAAUGUUUAUCAAUAAUGAGACAGGGAUAAUAUUGUUAGUUUAAUUAAAUUACAGGUUGUAGAGUAAUUAAUCAUGAAAACUUGAAAUAAUGUGGUGUAUUUAAUGAAUAAACUAAUCCAGUAGUUUGUUCUCUUGCCAUAGAUAAAGCUUGUUAUUAUGAUAUAGAGACAAAAAAAUGCAAAGAGUAUGAUAAAUAAAAUAUAGAAAAUAAUGUUUGGGAGGAUAAUCAUAUUUCUUAUAAUUAAUUAACUUGUGAGUAAUAUAAUAAAAGUAAUAAAAUGUUAAGAUGGGAUAAUAAUGAAUGUUAAGAAAUAGUGUAAUCUAAUUUAUCAAUAAUUACUUGUGAUGAUAAUUUAAAUCAAUUGAGUUGUUAAAAAGUAAAUAAUAUUAAUUAAAAUUGCUAAUAUAUAAAUAAUAAAUGUUAACAUUAAAUAAUACCUAAUAAUAAUGACAUAAUUUGUAACACAAUUAAGAAUAUUAAUACAGGAUACUUAUGUGAAAAAGCUAAAGAUAAACCAUGUAAAUUUAAUAAGGAACAAUUUUAAUGUGAAAUUGUAACAAAUGAUGAAAUUAUCAAUUGUGCUGAUAUAACUAAUGGUUAUAAUUAAAUAGCAUGUGAUUAAAAUUAAGAUUGUGAAUUUGAUUCAGAUUAUCAUUGUUAUUAGAAAAAAGAGAAUGAAAUAAUAUUAUGUAAGGAUGCUAUCACAUUUGAAUAAUGUUAAAAAGUAAGAGAUUAAGGUUGUUAUUUUAAUAAUGGUUGUAAAAAGAUAAUAGAUUAUUCAAUUAUUGAAUGUAUGGAGACUAUUAAUGCUUAUGGUUGUUAAAGAGUGAGUAAAGAAGGAGUUUAUUGUAAAUAUUUUGAUUAGUAAUGUUAAGUUUAGAAUCCUUUAUUAAUAUAAGAUAUAAAGUGUAAAGAUGUUGGUAUAAUAAAUAAUUUAGUGUUUUGUGAAUAAGUAAAUGAUGAAGAAUGCAGAUAUGAUUAAAAAAAAAGAUCUUGUGAUUUAAUAAAUAAUACUAACAAUUUGAAACAAUUUAAAUGUGAGAGAGGUUUGAAUUUAUACAGUUGUUUAAAUAGAACAAUAGAAUCAUUAUAAUGUAAAUUUGAACAUUAUUGUUAUGGUCCAAAUGAUUAGAUUUUAAAUUGUAAAAAUGAUUAAAAUAUUCUUGAUUGUUGUACAUAAGCUUAUACUAAAGAUUAAUGUUUAUUUUAAUCUAAAUUUAAAUGUAAAUGGUUAAAUGAACAAUGUUCUAGAUAUGAUUAAAAUUAAUCUAAUUGUGAUCAAAUUCAAUUAGCUUCAAAGAGUGUAUGUAAUUCUAUUUUAAAUGUUAAUUGUAUUUUAGAUUAUAAAUUAUAUGAAUGUAAUAUAAUAGAUAUAAUUUAAUGUGAACAAGCAUAAAGUAAACUAUAAUGUAGAUUAAUUUAAAUUAUUCCUUGUUAUUGGGAUUAAAUGAUAGAUAAAUGUAUAUUCAAAUAAAAAUUAGAGAGUGAUUAAUGUAAUGAUAUAAAAGAAUAAAGUGGAAACAUUAGAGCUUGUAUGGAUAUUGAAAAGAAAGGACAAUUUUGUUAAUUUAAAUAAAAUUAAUGUGAAAUAUUUGAAGAAAGUGAAACAAUUACAAGAUGUUUAAAUAAUAUAAAUAAAAUAUCUUGUAUAAUCUAAGUAUAAACUGAAUGUAUAUGGAUGUAUAAAAGUAUUUAAAUAAAAAAUAUAUAAUCAAAUUCAAAUUUUGAAUUGUCUAUAGGUGAAUGUUAAGAAUUUCAUGAUUUUAAUACUACAGAUUGUAAUGAUCAAUUAAGUUAUUUGUCUUGUUUAAAAAUUAUAACUACUGGAAUAUAAUGUCAAUGGAUAGAUUAAACAUGUUAAAAGAUUAAUAGUUAAUUAGGAUAAGUUAUUACACCAAAAUCAUUUAUAUUAAUAAAUAGCAAUGCUUGUGGAUUAGUUAAUAAUGGUGAUUUGGUAUAAUAUAAUUCAUAUACAAAUUCUUGUAUGAUAGUUACAGAUAUCAACAAUCUCACAUGUUCUCCUAUGAUUCCUGGAUUAAAUAAGUAAGCAUGUGUUAGAAUAUAAAAUUAAAUGUGUAUUUGGGAUGAUAAGAAGAAAUAAUGUAUAUUUAAAAGUAAUAGACUACUAAUGUAAGAAUCUUAAUCAUAAAUAUAAUAUUCUAAUACUUGUAAUUCUUUUAGAUUAAAUAAAUAAGAUUGUCUUUAAUCUAAAAUAGAUCCAUGUGUUUGGAUUCUAGAAUCUGAUAAUCAAUAUACUUGUUAAGAAUAUCAUCCAUAUAGUUUAUGUAAAGAUAUUAAAUUAAAUGUUAAUUCUAUUGUUUGCUCAUUAGUUAUAGAUGAUCCUUGUUUAUAUAAUUCAAAAUCUAAUUCAUGUGAAUAACCUAACUCAAUAUUAUCAUCUUGUGAUAUUGAAGGAAUAAAUGCUCUUGCUUGUUCUGCUAUUUAGGGAUGUAUUUUUAAGGAUUAUAAAUGUUAAAUAUAUAAUCCUGAUAAAUAGUAAUUUUGUCAUGAAAUAAAAUAGGCCAAUUAUUAAGUAUGUUCUUUGGCUAUUGAUAAUUGUAAAUAUAGUGAAUUACAUCAUGGUUGUAUAUCAUCAUCAAAUUUUGAUUAUUGUUCAACUAUUGGAUUAAGUCCUAAAGGAUGUAAUCUAUUAAAUGAAUGUCAAUGGACUAAUUCAAAAUGUGAAUGUUUAGCUUAUAUCCAAAGAUAUCCAAAAUGUUCAACUCUUUAGGAUUAAAUAUUGUGUUAAAAUGUUGAAUAUUGUUUUUUUGAAGUCAUAAAUAUGCAUGAUGUUAUUAUAAUGGGUAAAUGCAGAGAAAAAAGAUGUUCUGAUUUAAAUAUUAAUAAUUGUGAAGGUACUCAAAUUAGUAAUAAAAUUUGUUAUUUGAAUAAUUCAUAUUAAUGUCAUGAAGCAACAAAUUGUAAUAAUUUAAUUAAAUAAUAAUAUAAAUGUACUAAUUAUAAAUUUAAUAAUAUAAAAUGUAUACCAAAUAAAUAAUAAAUUGGAUGUGAAAGUUUAAAUUGUAAUCUUUUAGAUCAAAUAACAUGUUUAUCUUAUCCAGAUGAAUGUAUUUAUAUAGAUAUUUGUAAAACAAAGACUUGUUAACAUAUGAAUAAAACAUAAUGUCUUUUAAAUGAAUGUGAAUGGGAUUAUUAAACAUCAAAAUGUAAUUAAUAAAGAUAUUGUUCAUAAAUUUAAUCAAAGAAUGAAUGUUAAAUUAACAUAUUUUAAGGUAUUCAAUGUACUUGGAUAAAUCUAUCAAAUUAAAUUGAAUAAUGCACUCCAUUAACAUGUAGAUAUUUGGAUCAAAAACAUUGUAAUGGUUCUUAUAUUGGCAAAAAUGUUUGUGUUUAAAUGAAAGACUAUUCUUGUGUCUCUUGUGAAGAAAUUACAGAUAUAUGCUUAUGUUUAAAUUAAUAUACUUAUUGUACAUUCUCAUAUUAAUAAAAUUAAUGUAUAUCUAAAAGUUGUAAUCAAUAUUAGGAAUAAGAUUGUCCAUAAACCUUUUGUAGAUUUAACAUAUCUUAAAAUGUAAUUAUAUUAUAAUAAUUAGAUAUGUUAACCAUUAUGUUAAAAUUAUUAUAAUGAAUAUUAAUGUAAUAAAACUAAAACAUGUAUUUGGGAUUAAAAAGGUCUAAAUUGUGUAGAUAUAUUUUUAUCAGCAUUUUAAUUAAUAUAAUUGAUAACAGUAAUGCUAUUUUUUGUUAAUUGA
Messenger RNA from Paramecium pentaurelia, 9849 nucleotides. The record is from the annotation of a GenBank genome assembly. Lineage: Eukaryota; Ciliophora; Oligohymenophorea; Peniculida; Parameciidae.